AUGCAUUUAGAGAAACAUGCUAAAGCUCUUAUAGAUUAUUAAUAUAGUUCAGAUGAUGAUGAUAUUGUAGAUUAUAAAAAGAAAGCUAUAAAAUAUAGAAAUGAUUUUAAUGAAACAGAUGAAUAAGUUCGAAGAUUGAAAAAAGAAAACUUACAUAAUGUAAUUUAUAUUAUGAAUAUAGAAAUAAACAAUAACUGAAUUAUUAGCAGAUUUAGAAGUACAUUAAAAAAGAAUUAUUUUGUUAGAGUAGGAACUAUUUAAUUAAAAGAAAUUAGCAUAAGAUUCACAAGAUCAAUUAAAGAGAGCAAAAUUAUAGAAAUAAGAGGAUAGAAUUUUAAGGGAAUAGAAAAAAUUUCAAGAGAAAUUUGCUUUGUAAACAAAUGAUGCUCUUGAAAAAUUAAGAUAACAUUUUGAUUAAACCUUGUAACAACUUACACCUAAACCUGAAAACAGAUGA
Messenger RNA from Paramecium primaurelia, 457 nucleotides. NCBI's taxonomy places the organism in Eukaryota, Ciliophora, Oligohymenophorea, Peniculida, Parameciidae. The record is from the annotation of a GenBank genome assembly.